CACAAUAGAAAACAAAUAGGGAAAUCAACAAACAGCUGAUUCAAUAAACAUUUAUAAUCUAAUCAUUUUACUAUUCCAACAUAUAUAGAGGACUAUUAAAAAUUAAGUUGUAGGUUUAUACUACUUACAAGUGUAUAUUGAUGGUCUUUUCGUGUCUUACAAUUUACAUUGUAUAAUGAUUCUAUCAAAGACAGCAAUAUCUGUGUUAUGUGUUCUUUUGUUGUUAUCAAUAAUGAUGUCAAGUUUCCUUAAUUCUAUUGCGACUGACCACAAUUUUUAUACUGAAAGUAAGAAUGAGGGCCUGAACCACACAAAUUACCUUGGUAGUAAAUACGGUCCAGUUGGUGAUGAUACUAAAAAUUUAAUUUGGUUCUUACAAAUCUCUGACAUACAUAUAAGUAUAUUCCGUGAUCCAGGCCGAAUAUCACAAUUUCAACAGUUCUGUGACAGUACUAUAAGAAAGAUUAUGCCACUCUUAGUUUUAGCAACGGGUGACUUGACUGAUGCAAAAGCCAAAGACAACCUAGGUAGUUCGCAAGUCAAAACAGAGUGGGUAUAUUAUCAUAAUAUUAUUAAGGAAUCGGGAGUUACUGAAAAUACAGUAUGGUUAGACAUCAGAGGAAAUCAUGAUAAUUUCAACAUCCAAACCAUAAAUUCUAAAGAGAAUUACUUUAGAAAUUUUUCUGUGCAAGGACCUACUCACACAAAAUCAUAUGUGCAUUUUGAAGACAAGAAUGGUGUCAAUGUUGCUUUCUUGGGUAUUGAUGCUUGUCCAGAUCCAGGUCUAAGAAGACCUUUCAACUUUAUAGGAAUUUUAGAUAUGCAAGAACAACAACAUAUACAGAAAUUAAAAGCAGAAGCUGAUGUUAGAGCUGACCAUAUUAUUUGGUUUGGGCAUUAUCCAACAUCAUGUAUAUUGACUUUAGAAAAGGAUUCUCAAAGAUUGAACCUACGAGAACUAAUGGGUAGCAGCCCAAGCUCGCAGGUAUAUGUUUGUGGGCACUUGCAUUCUAUGGGAGGUUUGGUUCCAAAAAUGUAUACUAAACAGAAAAAAGGCUAUUUAGAACUGGAGUUAGGGGAUUGGAAAGACAACAGAAUGUUUCGAUUGAUUGCUAUAGAUCAUGGUAUUUUCUCAUUUGUGGACCAAAAACACAAUGCAUGGCCACUUGUUUUGGUGACCAAUCCAAAACAUGCACAGUAUAUGAUGCCUGGGCGGGAACCUCUUCAAUUGAUUCCUCAAUCAACUCAUAUUAGAAUAUUAGCUUUUAGUGAUGUCAGCAUUAUAGAGGUAAAAAUUUCUUUUGACCAAAUUAGUUGGAUGAAAUGCAAACAUACAAAAGGACCACUGUAUGUCUGCCAGUGGUUACCACACCUUUUUCUAAAAGGUUUACACAUUUUACAUGUAAUAGUUAUAGAUGAAAUUGGCAAAGAAGCAGUAGUUGAACAUCCAUUCUCAUUAGAUGGGUCUCUAGUUAAUUUUGAUGUAACUCCAAGAAUUCUACUUAUGAUGGAUGCUGGUGUUUUGUUUCAGGGAAUAUUUGCAACACUUAUUUUGGUUAAUAUUCUGCCUUUAAUAAUCUUACGACUGCAGAAACGUCCACCAAAAUAUCAUAGAAGAUUUGGUAGCCAUGUUCUUAGACGAAUUUGGCUACUCACCAAAAUCGACAGAAUUUUUUAUCCACUUAUAUUAUACACAGUUUAUUUGCCCUUUGGACCAUGGGCGAUUGGUAAUUUAAUAGAUGAUCAUAUAGGAGUUGUUUUUGCUUGGGGCAUCGUAAUAAGGGGUGCAUUUUUGCCAGAGGCCUUUACUUACAUGUAUGGUAGUGUCCAACUAAUGUUUGUACAAAUACCACUUAUUUUUGUACUUGCACAUUGUUUGGAAAAUAGACUAUUUUAUCAUCAUGUUAGAGGUUUAAAACGAUUAAUAAAGAAUCUGCCAUUCAUUUUUCUUUUAUCCAUACAGUUACUGUUAGCCUAUUUCUUUUGGCUGGAGUAUGGCACAAUGGCAUUUAUGUUUGGUCCAUUGAGAACCUGGAGUAUUCCCUUGAGUGUAUACUUGUGGUUAAAAACUACAAAUCUACCCCCAGAUUAUGGCAGAAAACUGAUAAACUUAAAUAAUUUGUCAUCAUAGUAAUUGUGUGGCAAAGUAUUUGAAAUUUCGGAAUGUAUUCCAAAGAAUUGAUGUGUUAGUGCUUAAUAAUUAAAUUGUUCGCCCAGAAGAAUGUAAAAUACCUAAUUUUAUCGAACAAGUGAAACUCAUGUUACAUGUUAGAUGUUAAGAGGCUUUAGCCGCUUAAAAUAAUUGUUUACGCCAAAGUUUGUACUAAAGCACAUUCCUACUCAUUUGCGUUUUAUGUAUUUUAUAAUUUGAUAUUCGCGCCUAGUACCGCGAUGCGCAUGACACAUGAACACGUCACUAAAAACAAUAGUUGUAAAUGUUUGAACUGCUAAAAUAUCAGGUGUCGUCCGCAUCAUGCUACAACGCGCGGAGUAUACGUUGAAUUUACCUAUGUAAAUUGAUAGUUGGAGUAACUACCUAAAGCUGUGAUAAUUUUACAACUAAUAGUCAAUCUCCAAUUAUUUGUAUAAUGAAUAUUGCAUUAAGUACUUAUUUAAUAAGUAUAACAACAUGUAGUAUUUUAACAUUAAAUUAUUCUGUAUUAUUAGUAUAAAUUGACUAAGUAUCAAAACAACCUAGUCAGUUUGAAAUAAACAUGACUAUUUAAAUUAACUGGGUAUAUUUUUUCUUUUAAUUUGUGAAAUGAACUUUAAUAGAAAUUAACAAACGUAAUAUGAACUUUUUAGUGUCUUAAUAUUAAUAAUGUAUAUACCCAUCUAUUUAGCAUAACAUGAAACUGGAGAAAUAAUUGUAUUGUGUAUUUUUCUAAAAACACUUUUUAUUCAAGUAUAAAUGUAUAGAUAUAUUUUCGUAUAAUACUUUGUAAGAUUACCUACGUAAAACAAUGCUUGGAAUAGGUGAGUAAUUCAUAAAUGUAUAGUAUUUUCUUAUACUUCUUUACGGUGUAUAACUUAUGGAUAUUUUUUCUCUAUACAAAGUUAUACAGAAUAGAAAUAACCUUUAAUGGUCACUUAACAUUUUAAUGGCUUAGAACUCGCGUUAGAAUCCAGUUACAUUAUAUUCGUGGUGAUCGUUGCCACUUGUACUUAAUUUUUACCGCGAAUUAUAAAUGGUAUUAUAUGCUAGAUUACUGAUAAAAAUAUAUACUCAGGAUCACCGUAGCUAUUAGAAAACAAAAGAGAUGACAACAGCGCUACAGUCGCCGAGUUCGCAUUUCAUACAGCAUUUAUUGAAAUAAAAUAAACUAGGUUCUUUUCUUCUGUAUUAGAUUUUGAUUUGUUAUAUAUGGUGGUUCAUAUCAAUAUCUCAAUGGAGUUUAUAAUGGUUAUAGUAAGCCAGGGUACUGGCAUAGAUAAUAUCAUGAAAAGGUGGAAAAUUUGUAAAAAAAAUCUUUCAUAACAGAUAUAGAAUGUCCACCUCAAAAUAAUUAAAUAACACAUAGAUACACUAUCCGAGUUACUAUCUAGUAGAGUAGGAGAGUAUGAAAAUAUCUAUAGUAACGUAAGGAGGUAGACAAUUAAGAACUACUGACUGGACUUAUUCCAAACAUUGUAAACAGCACAUGUGUAUAAGAACACUAUUUAUAACAAAUAGUAGUGAAAAUGUUUAUUAUCAAAUAUAAGUUGUCGUUUUAGCUAAUAGCCGUAUUAUGAUAUAGAGGCGUUAUGUAAUGUUAUUGCAAAUUAAUAUCUAAGCUACGUUCGCUGAUGCAUUGUAUCAAAACUUGACGUUAAAUUAAAUCUCCACUAAUUUAAUAUUGGCCGUGUUACGAAAUCUGCAGCCGUAUUAUAGAAUUUAUCGCCAAGAUAAGUUUUUUAAUUAAUUAAGUUAAAAUUUAAAAAAACAAAACGCUAUUUAUAAAUAAAAUGUUCAGCUCUAUUUUACUAUACAAGUUAUAUAAACCUGUAAAUGCUACCAAUUAAUUGUGAAAAGUAACGAACUUACUAGAUGAUAAGUAGGCGCAGACCGGUCCUUAACAAAAAUGUAAAGAUAUUAGAAGGAAUAUUGUAGGUGGUGCUGCUAUUAAAUAAAUAUCAGCAAUGAUAACACUUCAUGAGUAUUUUAAUGUUUUAAGUUAUUAAAAAUAAUUACGUCUGCUUUACAAUAGAUAUUUACAAUAUUUAAACCGUAAGUAUACAACAAUAUUAACAUUAUAAGGCUGUGAAAUGACAAAGUUAUUCAGAAAGUUAUCUAAAAUAAUAUUAUUUUUCGGAACAUUUAAAAUCGUAUUUGCCUAGCUAAUACACUGAUAUACAUAUAGGCUUCUAGCAUUUAGAUACAAAGUGAAUAUUUUUAAUACGUUCUAAAAAAAUAUUACACAGUGGCAAGACGAUUUUUUAUUACUUGGCUGUGCUUAUAUCGAGAUAACUGGUAACAAGCUCUAUCCAGUUUAUGGGUUUAAGAAAGACAAACAGUGCUAUUUCUCAAGUUACUAAAUGGAACUUGUGAUAUCUUUUGAACUUGUAACAUUAACGAACGAAUUUUUCUAUUACGUACGUCUUAGUUGUAUGGUUAUUGUUCGUAGACUGAUAUGAACCGCUCCAGCUUUAUAUCGGUAAUGUUUUAUGCGUAGAAGUACCUAUGUGUAUUAGUUUAUAAACAUGGACUAGAAAUUAGAUGGACGUGACAAUUUGUUAAUUUACAUUUGAUUGGGUUCUGACUAUAAUACCUAUAUGUUUAUUGUUUGUGAUGUACAUUUUGUUUAUUUUGAGUAUGUAUUAAAGAGACACUGCACUGUAGCGGGCAACGUAGUAUAGUAAAUAAAACAAUUGAACGUUUUCUUAUUAAGGUCCGCACGCAGCACACAGUGCAGGAUAAGAGACAUAAUAAUAAUAUCUUAGCCCUUUGGAAUGGAAAGCUGUUCAUGUAUAUUGACCAUGCUUAUGACUUAUCAUAUGGCGGGUAGUCACAGAAGUCGCUUGUUUGUCACAUCAUUUAUAUAAAAGAAAAUUUGUCACGUAAUUCAUUGUAUCAUAUAAGUCACAAACAGUUCGUGUCGUGCAAUAUUGUGCUCGCGUCAUGUUGCGUUGCCUCACUACCGUUCAGUGUUCGUAGUGAAGUCAGAUCUUUAUUAAUGAAAUAUUUGUGUAAUUAAUAUUGAACGAUUAAUUCCUCCGUAAUUAUAUAUGAUUGUAUUCAGUUCAGAAAUAUAAAAAUUAUUAGCACCAUAAAGUUUUUAUUGUCAAGAGUCAAUUGUAACAAUUUGCUUUAGCAUAUUUGUUACUUAUAGAUGUUAUCAUAAUAGUCAUAUAGUCUAGUCUAUAGUAUUAUCUAUUAAUCUAGUUUUUCAUCAUAAAUACUCAAGAACAACAUGCUUCUUUAAUUAUCGCUGAAAUCAGCUUUAUGCAUUGUUAUUUCAAAGAUGUAAAAAUAAGUCCAAUUCACGGCAACAAAAUACACAAUAAAUACCUACGUCUAUUAUUUAGUUGUAUUAUUUAUUUUCAUAGAGAAACACGUUUCUGAUAACGAUUAAGUGUAGGACAUAACGCAAUUUUAUUGCUUAAAGACUAUUCUUAAAUAGUCUAAAUUAUAGAAAGAUUAAAUAAUUAUUAUACAUACAACAGCUUUAUUACUUGAAUAUAUUUUCGCUAUCAUAACUUGUAAUGUACUUAAAUGCAAUUAUAUAAUCUUAUAUUUAUUAAAAUAAUAGAGAGACCAGUCUUAAACAGUUGUUAAAUAUUAAAUGUUAAUAAAUAACUAAAAAAAUCUGUUCAUUCAACCACGCUGUAACCCUGUUAUCCUAAUACCUUAAUAGGUAAUAUGUAAGUACCUAAAUAAUAUAUUAUUCUCCCAAUAUUUAGUCAUCUAACCACUUUUGUCUAUUAUUAUAACAGAACUAUUAAACGAAACAAAUACCUAAAAAAGACAGUUUAGUACAGGAGCGUUUAUAAGUUUUUAUUUGGUUUCACUUGUUAGUAUAAUAUAGAUUAUUUAUAUUUGAAACUGUUUCUGUUAU
Messenger RNA from Achroia grisella, 6035 nucleotides. Its product is annotated as transmembrane protein 62-like. Bases 176 to 2131 code for a protein of 651 amino acids. NCBI's taxonomy places the organism in Eukaryota, Metazoa, Arthropoda, Insecta, Lepidoptera, Pyralidae. The record is from RefSeq and is a predicted model, not a curated record. The transcript is spliced from 5 exons. Gene Ontology annotation, molecular function: hydrolase activity.